AUGGCGGACCACGCCGUGUCGCCACGAGGAGAUGGCGCGGCCGAGGCGCUCUUGGAGGCUCCAGCGCAGGAGGAGAUGGACGCCACCCCCCCUCCGGCGCCGGGCUGCCGCGCGCAGGCCCGGGAGGCCCUGGAAGGCCUGGGGACGAUCCUGGUCUGCACCAUCAUGGGCCUGGUUCUCAUCCCACUUGGACUGCCUGCUUUCCUGUUAGUAGGCACCAUGGACCUCCUGGGAAACGUAUACGAAGGUUGCGGCGGCAAUCGCCGAGACUGGACUCUCUUUGUGGUCGGGGCGGAUAAGCCCGACAACGUCUCGGAACAGUGCAACAGGGACAUGGCUGGCAUGACUGAGGCUAUGCGUGGCCAGGGCCUUUGGCCGAACUUCCUGUACCGCUUUCGCAACAACCACCCAGUCUUUGGCAUCUGUGGAUGCGAGUUUGGGCAUCCCUUUAGUCCCGUUGAGAGAACUGGGCUGCUGGUACUCCUCCUCAGCUUCGCAUACUUCAUGGCGGGCCUAAAGGUGAAGUUCAGCGAUUAUGUGGACACGCACGAACAUUGGAAUGACCGGCAGCGCUGGUUGUGGAUUGGCUGCUACUCCCUAAGCUGCAUCACGCUGCCCAGCAUGCUCCUCCAGGCUGUGCUGAAGUACUUCGCGCUCCUGGACUACCAGUAUGUGCUGAACAAGUACGGCUACUUCGCAAAGGUGCGCGCGGAGCGCUGCCGGGCCUUUGCGAAGCAGUUCUGCAUGGAUCGUGGCCUGGGGGUGGAGCGGCCCCCCGCCCGCCGGCCGCAGGGCGGGUUCAAGCUCUUCGACUGCAACUGCCUUGAGCAGUGCUGCAAGCUUAACGAUGCCUGCAAGGCUUGCCACAACAACUGUGAGGAUGGGCAGGCCCAAACCGUGAACUCGCUCUUCGCCAGCCUCUUCGCCGGGAUCGCCUUCGCCGGCUCCUGCCUCUUCGUGGUCUUUGGGGUCCGCCUCGAUCUGGAGGCCUCCGAAGACGUCUGGCGCGAGGUGUGCAUCGGUACUGGGAUGAACUUCUUCUUCCUGUGGCCGCUCCAAGACACAGUCAAGUUCCUGGUGCUCUGGCAGUACCAGCACUGGGAGGGCCCCCGCUACGUCCUCUUCGGGAAGGAGAUACCUCCCCGGUCGGAGCUUUCGGUGGAGAUGCACCAGUUUUUCUGCCUGCUGGACAGGGAUGCCGAUGGGCUUCUGAGCCAGGAGGAGAUGUCCUCGGCAGUGCGGUCGCUUCUGCACCAGGACCUCUCUGAGGAGGGCUGGGCGAACUUGCUGCGCGAGUUGGAUGCUGACCAAGACGGGCAGCUAUCCCUACGCGAGAUCGAGGCGAUCAGGUCGGAGUUUGCCGCAAAAGCUGGGUGGUGGAUGCCGCCUGUCGCGCAAUGA
Symbiodinium natans is the source of this 1401-nucleotide messenger RNA. Lineage: Eukaryota; Dinophyceae; Suessiales; Symbiodiniaceae. The record is from the annotation of a GenBank genome assembly.